ACCAGUCAACUAAAAAGAGGUUGACCCGUCUCUGUAGGAAAAUUACAGAGAGGUCCUUUAACUUUUCGAUUUACCAGACAUGGUACCUGGAUGGUUGACAUAUUCUUCCUCAAACUUGGGAGACUCGGUUCUCCCUCAUCCGACGUCCGAAUUCGAUUUCGUCGACACCGUGACGCUCCUGAGAUCGCCCUCUUCGCAACCAUAUUCAUCUUUUGAAGUUUUGUUGAAGUUUAUUUUUCCAGAAUCCGGCGACACUCCGGCGACGUUCCGGCGAAGCUCCGACGAGGUAUCUACAGACCUCCAAAUUUAAUUUCGUCGAAACUGGGAUGCUCCUGGGAUCGUCCUCUUUGUCAUGGUACCAGCCUUUUGGAGUUUUGUUGAAGUCGACGACGCCGGUGCCGCCGACGCAACUUUUCGACGAGCCUCCCAUGAGCUUCUACGAACCUCCAAUGGCGAUUCUGACUUCGUAUUUGGCUUCCGGACCUCCAUAUUACCCUAACCCAGGCCACAGAAGAGUGGUUUCUUCCUCUUUUCUUUCUUUCUUUCUCACACUCUCUUUGGUUCGCAUAUGAUGGUCUGUAAU
This is a messenger RNA of Linum tenue, 583 nucleotides long. NCBI's taxonomy places the organism in Eukaryota, Viridiplantae, Streptophyta, Magnoliopsida, Malpighiales, Linaceae. The record is from the annotation of a GenBank genome assembly.